Molecule: messenger RNA, 417 nt
Organism: Brassica rapa (field mustard)
Lineage: Eukaryota; Viridiplantae; Streptophyta; Magnoliopsida; Brassicales; Brassicaceae
Product: chaperone protein dnaJ 11, chloroplastic-like
Source: RefSeq, a predicted model, not a curated record
AUGAGUUCGCGUGCGACAUCGCACGGUGAAGGAUUUCUUUUCUCCUCCAUUACUCUCCUCCUCUUCUCCGCUGUGCCACCACCGCCCCGUACAUCCCAGAUCUCUCUUUCCGCAACCACCGCCUCCUUUUACACCUGCGCCGAAGAACCAUCAAAAUUGCGCCAGAUUCCGCAGAGACUUUCGGCGACUCCGUCGCUCUACGAGAUCCUCGAAAUCCCCGUCGGCUCGACCAGCCAGGUGAUCAAAUUGGCUUACCGGCGGCUAGCCAGGAUCUGCCACCCCGACGUGGCUGGAAACCGUCGAAAUUGCUCGUCAGCUCACGCUUUCAUGAAGAUUCACGUGGCGUAUUGCACUCUUUCUGAUCCCGAGAAACGCGCCAUUUAUGAUCGGAGGAUCCUUUGCAGGCGCCGGCGUUAA